GCAGCGGCAGCAGCAGCAGCAGCAGCAGCAGCAGCAGCAGCAGCAGCAGCAGCAUUAUUGGACUUUAGGUUUUUGGGGCUCUGGGGGGGGGGGGGGGGAAUAGAUUAGUUCUUGUAGGGGGCUUUGUUUGGUGGUUUGUUUUGUUUUUGUGGGGUUUUUUUUUUCCUUCUCUGCACCACCCUCCUUCUCAAAGGUCAAAGUAAUUCUUUGGUUCUUUGAGGGAGUCUGUAGGCUUUUUGGUGCUUUCAAGAACUGCACAGGCCACCCUAGAUGGAAGCUGAAGAGGGCUCCAGCAUUCCUAAGGCAUUCUGAAGCUCUAGGCUGAACAGUGUGUUGAUUGCUAACAGCGUUUGAAGGAAAAUGAGUAGUCCCCCAACUUCAGAAAGUGGAUCAUAUUCCACAAACCACUCGGGACCCUUUAUUUAUGCACAGCCAUCAGCUCAACAGCCUUAUCCAAAUCCAUGGUACCUCAGUUAUGCAUACAGUCCAUACUGCGUACCUGCUCCAGGCUUUCGAAGUGGAAAUCCAUAUUUUCCAUUUUAUCCUGUUGCUCUCCAUGAGUACCCUCGAUUUUUUGUCCCACAGCAUCCAGUGCAUGCAAGAAUUAACAGAAGGCCUUAUUUUAAUGCUGCCCCACCUUCCCCUAUGUUUUAUCAUGCAACAAGAUUCAGACAUUAUAAUAGCCCUGGGAAGAAAAUGGAGACAAAAGAAACACAGACUGAUCCUAGACAGCCUGAAAGCAAGCAAAAAAGGCAUCAAGAUAUCCGUACAGAAACGAAAGGUUGUGAUGCAGGAAAUACAGCCUGUGUUUCUCCUGGUAUAGGUACAGAGACUGAAAGUACUUCAGAGAAACAAAAUUCGUUUGGCUCUUCUAUUGUGGUAGACAGAGAGUUUCAUAAUAAGAACCCUGCCAGCUCUACACAGUAUAGAAAUCUUCCUACUGGAAGCUAUGCCUUUGAGAAGGAAGAAGUGAGGAUAGAAUAUGGAAAUGGCUCUCCAGCUAUUCAGCUGUGGAAAUCCUUCAAAGAAACAAUCCCAUUGUAUGACGUGGCAAGUGGUAAACCAGUUCCAGAGAACAUAGUGCCACAUGACUUGUUUUCUGUUAGCUCAUGUGAAGGCAUGAUAUAUGGCCCUCAUGAAGGGGAGAAUAUGCUGCCAGGAGCUUCCUUAGAUGAGAGAAAAGCUAUUGUCACCUCUAAACAGGGUGCUGAAGCUGUGCAAGAGAAAGAUGUGCAAAAUAAUGAAGUGAAGCUGGAUGCAGAAAUGAUGGCAAAACCUCCCCCAGGUGAAACCGUGGCAGUGCAAAUCACAGAGUUGGCAAGAUCUGUUGGUGUAGACCAACCAGUGGUAAUAGCUAAGAAAUCUAGCACUAAAAGGUCUGCAGGAUCAAAAACUUCUCAAGAAGAGCCUGGCUUUAUUCAACAGGCAGGACUGCUUCCAUCUAAUAUGGAGGUAAUGAGUGACUUUCAGCAGAAAAAGCUGAAUUUAAGCCACAGUGCAACCAAUGAAAGUCAGACAGAAAAAAGCAUUUGGUGUGACAAAUCAAUUGAGAAGUUUGCUCCCUCUAGCAGCUGGCUGGCUUGUUUGGACAGUAUGGACACAACCUACAACGCUUGUUUGCCACAAAGGAAGCGCCGAAGUGUAAUCAGUCUGUCUUCUGAUGACAUAUCCUCUGGAGAGGAAGGCUCAUCAACUGAUAAUGCCCCAGUGUCUUAUUUUGUGCCUGACUAUGUGCUUCAGAAAAGCACGUACACUCUUCAGAAAAGUACAGAGGGCUCAGAGCAAAUUAAAAGUGGUGGAUCCCCUAACGUAGAUGAAGUGGUAGGAAAGGAGCGGGUGAACAGCCUGAAUGACCAAGAUGUCAACUCUUCAAAUACAAAGAUCAAAGAGACUUCCAGUAAAGGUAGAAAGCUGGGAUCCCUUCCUAGGUCCUCUAGUUGGAAAGAAGUCGAUUCUCCCAACAAAAAAGCAACUAAGAGUUUGUCAGAAGCUGAGGACUCUGAAGAAUAUUCUGUGAAGGGAGAAGAGGAAGAUGAAGAUGGAGAGGAUGAGUAUGAGGAGGACGAGGAUGAUGACAUGGAUGAAAUUGAGUAUUUCUUUCAAGAAGCCCCUCCGUAUGGCAUCUUGAGGCCAAGUAAAGGAAAUUUCUACCAAGUUGGCCAGAGAGUGCUUUGGAAACCACCUACAAAUGCUGUACCAGCACAACUAAUUAGCUGGCCUGCUCAAGAGAAAAUAAAAACUAGGAGUGGGCUUGUUGGAAACAUUGGUGUGGUUUACAAGCCAAAGAAGAGAGACCAAGAUGAAGUUGUAUACAGUGACUAUGGGUAUUAUGGAAGAAAGAGGCCUAUGACAAGAAGAGAAGGACUUGAACACCAGCGACUGCUACGGAAAUUCUUGAGAGGAAGGCUGUUAAGAGAGAACAUGGGGAUACCACCUGAAGAGUACUGGAUUAGAAGUGGUGCUAAACCCAGAUUUACCAGCCAAAUACGUGGUAGUUUCUCACCUCCAGAAAGGGGCAAAGAACAAGUGUGCCCACCUUUGGUUAAAGCAAAGAAGAAAAGACUGGGCAAGCCACCUUCAAAAGGCAGAGACACAAGACAUGAGGUGGAAGAAGCAGAAAUGUGGGAGCUGCCUAAACACAGCGUACACAAAGGGCAUGGAACAAAGAAGUCCCUCUCUAAGAAAAGAUAAUUGCAAAUAUUGGGGCAGAAGUAUGUGGAGGGGAGGGUAAUAUCAAAGUUUUUUUCUGUAUAAAUCCAAGAUUUGAUUAUCAUUCUCUUGCAUAUUUUGUAAGUUGCUGUUCACUCUAAAAGGGCAAGAAGUGACACUGUGAAGACUGAGUACACAAUUAAAAUGGAAUGAAGUAUUUAACACCAAAGACACCUUUUUAUAACUGGCACAUCCACUAUUUAAAUAAUAAAUUUCAUGGAAUUGCACUUUGAGCCUUCUUGUGUUCCAUCUUUGCACAGUAGCAAAAAAAACUUGAGAUGGCCAUGUAUGUGCACAACUGCUAUUACAGCAUGACAGUUAUUGCUGCCCUGUCCUUAAACUCUACAGGUCUGUGAAGCCUGUCCCUGUUAUCUCACAGUCAUAUGACCUAGACAUAAGUACAAGAUCCUUUUCUAUCAGCUGGAUUUGUUUUUGUCAAAAUGUAGAGGAAUAUAGUUACAGCUGUAUGAAGUCAAGUGCUGUUUCAAACUUUCAAGGCAGUUCCUCAAAUCUUACUCUCAUGAUUGAGGACUAAAACUAAAGCAUCGAGUUGAUGUGAUGCUUCCCUCUCCUCCCCUUUUUCUCUUGAGAUUUUUGAGUCCUUUAUGGAGACCCUGAGCUGGAGAUAUGGAUCUGAAAGGUAAAACAGAAGAUUUUAGUGGUGUGCCCUGUUUUCUGACUUCCUACUGAUGACUUCUAUGACUUACAGGUGAUAUUGUCCCUGGGAGUCUCUUUACAGAACUAAGAUGAUAAAAUUAGGUCUGUGCUGAGCUGUCUUAAGAAUAAUGGUAACAGACUGAUCUAGAUGAGGUGGAUAGCUCAAAAAUAUGCAUUUCUUUUUUUCCAUGUCUAGGAAGGCUAUUAUUACUGUGUGAGAAGAAUAAAUAUGCUAUUGCCAAUCUUGAAUGAUUUGCAAAUAAAAUUAUAGCAUCAGUGAAGAAAAUGGGAAAACAACAACAAAAAACCAAAACAAAAAAACCCUCCCAUCUGGUUUGCCUUAAAAUAGGGUGGGGUGAAUGGACAGACAGAACUUGUCUUUUGCCUCCUCUCCCAUCUUCUUAAUCUGUCUGGGCCCUAGAGUAAGCUACAUGGAUAAAAGCAGCAUUUCCUGUGACUGUUUAGGUUUUGUGCCUAUCUAUUACUAGCUUGCCCUCUACCUGAAGUUCUGCUGUUUUCCCUCUUAGUGAGGAGUAGUGAUAUUUCCCUACCCAAUUGAUCCUAUCUCUUUAUUAUUUUUAAUACCACCUGGUUAAUUGUUAAAGCUCUGCUAUAACUACAGCCUUUACCACAAGCUGUUAGAGGAAAGAAGUCAUUGUGAUGACAAGUUUUCAAUUCCUUUUUACUUCAAGUAAUGAAAGAAAAUAAAUGCAUUAAAAAUUCUUAUUUGUCUUCUGUGCUGCAUGAAAUCUCUGCACCAGAACAACAAAGAAUAAAAUGAGGAAUUCAAACAUGGAGCUUUUUAACACCCAUUUCUGCUGAUGGCCUUAGCUGUAUCUUUUGCUGCUUAUCUUAUAAAGGAGUAUUCAUGACCUCACAAUCAGAUGGCAUUCUUACUUUUGGGAAUGGCUAACACCUGAUAGGUACUCCAAAUGAUCAUGUUGGUCAUCUUUUUACAGGUCUUGUACUAUUCAGUGUGAUUUCCACUCAGAUGCAAGAGGUAAUUUAGGACCUGGUGAUGCUCCUGGGAGGACUUGAGGGAGUAGCAGUAGGAGAGUACACAGCUCUUUGUCUGAAAACAAAUGCUAUUUUAAACUAGUUAUAGCUUGUACUACACUUGUGCUAUGCCAAAUACUUAAAGCAGUGUGCAUGAAUGUGUUCAAGAAAGAAUUAUUUGAUAAGGUUAUGUGCAGUGUAGUUUACUGUAACAGUACUAGUCCUCUGACCUUAAAACUAAAUCUUCUACUUGGCUUUUUUUUCCAUUCAGCAGUAUGGACAAUUUGUGGAUUGCAUCUUAACUGGCUCACAUCUGAAACUAACGUUCCAGUGAGUCAAAAGGCUGUACUUCGCAAAGGCAGUGAAGUACAAACUGCAUUGAAAAGGCUGGGAGCUCAAGCCUAGGCUCUUGUUUAUUCAGCCAGGUAACCAAGGCCCAGUGCUAUUUAGUUUUGCAGAGGCACAUACGUGUCAGCCUUUGUUCCCACUGCAGCCGGACUGACUGCCCAGUGACUCACUGCAGCGCUGGCAGCGCUGAGGCUUUGGAACUGUCGCAGUACUGCAUUGCCUUGGAAGUUUCACUGGCUUCCUGCAGCAUCUCCUGAAAGGCAGCUGAAGAAUCUAUUUGCUGCUUGGCACACCAGCAACAAACCUUAGAGGCCUCUGGGAUUGCCAUACCAAGAGCAUUGUUUGGACAGACUUACUGUCUGUGGCUCAGGACUUCUAAAUCAUUAUUUGUAGCUAACUGAAUCCUCUGUUGCAAAGUGGGUGUGGUGUAAUUACUGACGUGGAGCUCUGGGUUCUGUUGGCUUGCCAGGUACUAAUUCUGAAUUUUAAUUUUCAGUUUGGUAGCACCUGGAUGGCAUAAAAAUUUUUUUUGCCUUUUACAAUGUCUGGUGUUCUGCCUUAUACUGGAAAAUAUUAACCACAGGUUCUUCUAUUAAAAUCAAACAAAGGCAGA
Zonotrichia albicollis (white-throated sparrow) is the source of this 5323-nucleotide messenger RNA. The record is from RefSeq and is a predicted model, not a curated record. NCBI's taxonomy places the organism in Eukaryota, Metazoa, Chordata, Aves, Passeriformes, Passerellidae.